AUGCUGAGGGAGGAACUGUUGGGAGACCUUCAUGCGGAUAUUCCUGGGUUUUAUGCCGCUUAUUUUGAUGAUAUUGAGGGGCUCAGAUCGACCGCGCAGACCGUGUUUGAGAACUGCAAGUCUGGUGACAGUCCCAUCUACAGCGAGGAGAGUGGAUGGAAGGAUUGGCCUAGCAAUGCAGAUGAGAAGCCUGUACUGGACUGGCUAACUGAAACCAUCAACCAGCUUGUGCAGUUUGCGGAAGAUCACAAUCCAACUAGAACAGUCGUCCGCAGGCCAUUGGCCCAGCCUGCUCAGCCGAUUGCCGGAUCCAUCGCAAAGCGAAACUCGACAUUGGAUUUGUGGAUGAUCCGGGUCACCACCACAGGACAAACAGUGGCAAGUGGUCACAGAUCCUGGUGCCGGGAGAACUGA
Messenger RNA from Blastomyces gilchristii SLH14081, 414 nucleotides. RefSeq lists its product as uncharacterized. Lineage: Eukaryota; Fungi; Ascomycota; Eurotiomycetes; Onygenales; Ajellomycetaceae. The transcript has a single exon. The record is from RefSeq and is a predicted model, not a curated record. Bases 1 to 414 code for a protein of 137 amino acids.